Molecule: messenger RNA, 648 nt
Organism: Penicillium angulare
Lineage: Eukaryota; Fungi; Ascomycota; Eurotiomycetes; Eurotiales; Aspergillaceae
Exons: 1
Coding region: 1-648 (215 amino acids)
Source: RefSeq, a predicted model, not a curated record
AUGCUCUCCCCAUUCCGUCCCCGCCUCUCCACUCUCCUCCGCCGCACCCCCAAGCCAAGCUCUACCUCAACUCGGCGUCUCCACGCAUUCCAAGCUCGAGCUCAAGCCCAAGCACUGAAACCCAAUACCUACAAACCACUAUCCAUAACCCCAAGAGCUAAAUUUCUCUCAAAAACCACACCAAUCAACCACCAAUCCCAAUCUCGCGCCUUCGCCUCAAAACCAAUAACAGCCGACGCCCUAAUCGAAGAGAUCCAAGACCUCUACGAAAUAGCCAAAGACGAGUUCGAAAUCGCAACAGAAAGCACAGAUGGCGGCACAAUCUACGCUGCAUCUGAUCGUGACGCGGCACGGGACGCACUGAAUGAUCUCGCCGCUACGUAUUUCCUCUACUCUUAUCGAGAGGGAGAGGAGGAUACGGGCGUUGUACUUCGAUCUGGGGAGAAGAUGACUGGGUCUAGAUUGUUAAGUGGGGAGGGUGUUGUUUUGGGAGAGGGCAUUGAGGGAGCUGAGGAGUUUAAGGCUGGUUAUGAGGGGGAGAUUGGAGAUGAGAUUAAGGGGGAGGUGAGGAGGAGGGUUGGGCAGAGGAUUCGGGAGUUGAGGAAUGCUGUUGAGCUUUUGGAGGAGAGGGCUAUGGAGGAGCAUUAA